Oryza sativa Japonica Group (Japanese rice) is the source of this 3093-nucleotide messenger RNA. RefSeq lists its product as uncharacterized. Lineage: Eukaryota; Viridiplantae; Streptophyta; Magnoliopsida; Poales; Poaceae. The record is from RefSeq and is a predicted model, not a curated record.
GCCAAGGAAUUGAAGCAUCUCAUCUCUGAAGCUGCAUGAUGCAAUUGCUGUGCUGUUCUUCAACAAUCUGGAGGUUUCGCACUCUCUCUUUCUCUUGAAGAGUUUGAUCUUCUUAAGAGCUUCCAUUCUUCCAGCAUUUUGUGCUAUAGUAUGUACAUGUUCUUCAGUAAUGAGUCUAAUGACUAUAUUCAGGAUGGUCCCGGCAAUAGCACUUUGUUAUGUUACUAGCAGUAUACAAAAAAUCCUUUUUUAAAAAAAAACAGUUUACAGACAUUUUGUGCAUGAAAUGUGUGGGCAUUUUGUUAGAUUCUGUUCUCUUUUUUCUUUGUCAGGAAAAACAUGCAAAAAUUAAAAUGAUCCUACCGGACAUGAUGUUCAGCUUUACUACAUUAAUUAUGGCCUCCUCUUAAUUACUUGAACUGCAUCUUAAUAUCUCCACACAUAUGGGCUGCCUUCUUUCAGCUAGCAGGAAGAACUAAAUUCUCAAGGAAACUCAUGGCAGAUAUCCUAUUGCACCACAACGCAGCUCUGCCCAGAAAACAGCGGAAAUCGGCAAGAAGAAUACAUGGAAACAGCCCUGAAGCUCCCCGGAAUAGCCUUGACUCUCCACUGUACGACCAUACCACCAUCACCAUGACUAGUACUAUGAGGCAGAAGCCACCCAAGGGAAGCACCCCUCAAGACAGAACCACUGCAAAGAAUGUGAUCCACAAGGAUAUUUUUCCCAGCCAGCCGAGUGUCAUUGCACGUCUGAUGGGCAUCGGCACAAUCCCGGUAUCUGCAAAAAGGGAUGAAGUGAUGAUCCAUGCAGAAGAAGUCAGCAACCUGAAGCUGCCAAGUAAACUGGAAAUGAUCACUGUCACAUCACCCCGUUCUGCAACAUUCAGGCAAUCCAAAUGCAGCCUGAUCUCCUACGGUAGCAGCAGUGUUGAUUACACUUACAGGCAUUGUCUCAAGAAAAUGAGACCGCGAAGAAGUCGUUCGCGUCAGCAUCAUCCACAGGAGGAGCUGCUUGAGAAGAUCAGGGAGGAUUUCCAGGCAUGGCAAACAUCCAAAGCACUGGAGAAUGCAAGAACCGUUUUUACAGCUUCAGGGUGUCCUACUAUUACUAGUAGUAGACACCGCAUGGAAGAAGGUAGGUACAUUCAGAUUCUUGCACAGGAGAACCUGCACAAGGAAAAGAUGGCCAAAUUUGGCUAUGGAAGCUGCACGAUUUCCAUGGCAGAGAAAGACACCCUGAAGAAUGCUACAGAUAAUAGUAGUGAUACAGAGAUUACUUCAGCAAAAGCUGCAGCAGAAUCUAACAUAUCUCCUGGAGAUAAGGUCAUAAAGGUUUUAAGGGUGAGCCACUGUGCAACGAUGCCGGACAAGUUCAGAGAUUUGGAGGAUGAACAUAAUAACAGUAUAAGCACGUCUGCGAAACCACGUUCCCAGAAACGGAUAGUGCUCCUCAAGCCUAGUACUUGUGACAUUGUUGCCAGUGACCAAGAAUCGUUGUUCAGUUCAUCCAAGGUGAAGAGGGAAGGGAACAUGGAGGAGUUUCUUGAGGAGGUGAAGGAGAGGCUCAAGAAAGAGCUCAAGCUCAAGUCCAAAAGUGAGGUUGUCAGGAGAAGCUGGGGUACUACUGACCCGAAGCAAAUCGCUCGAGACAUCGCGAAGCAGAUCAGAGAGACAGUGAGAAGGCAGGAUCUUGGUAAGAGGCUGUACUCCCGAUCAGAAUCAUUCAGAGCAUUCAGGAGUGACCGCAAGCGCAACGCUGCUGCUACUGCUGCAAGAAAUGCAUCUCCGGAGCACGUCAGUCCGACGAGUGUCACCUCAAGAACCAGUGGAACCAAUCAAGGGUCCAAUGAUUGUUCUCCUCCAAUAAUCAGAAGAAGCAGAGGAAGAAUAAGGUCGUUGACAGAUAUGCCUCUGUCAGUGUCAGUGUCAGAGUCAGUUCCAGCUUCUGGCUUUGAUGACCAAAGCUACACAGGAGAAUGCAAGUUUGCUGACGCCAACGUCGUGUCGCCACGGGCACUAGUCCGGUCAUUCUCUGCACCGGCGUCAGGGAUCUCUCGAGGUCGCCUGUUUGCAGAGGACAAUAAUGUGGACAGCGGUAGGCAUGGGAAUUCAGACGCGGUUUCUGAAGGUGCAGCAGUAGCAGCGAGCAAGAACAGCAGCAGCUUCAGUUUGAGAGGGACAGUGUCAAAUCUGCGGAACAGCUUGAGAUCGAGAGCCAACAAGCUGUUCGGGAAGAAGACGCAUUGGUCACUGAAGCCAUCGUUGGGCGAGUUCCACCCACACAAGAUGGCGAUCGGCAUGUUACCACCGUCACCUCCUGAAAUUUUGAGCCCUUUCAUCGUUGCACAGGAGAAUUUCACCGAGCUGCCUCCUAGCCCGGUGUCCCCGUUGGAGGUUAAAGGCAGCAGUUCCCGCCAUUUCUUCAGCGAUCUGAACUGCAACUUGCCAGAACUGAGCCCGAAAAGUUGGUCAGAAUUUGAUACAACACCCAUAGCCAGCAAUGAAUCAUCAUCAUGCAAGAACAGGACGAACGCAACUGAAACCGAGGAGAGCUAUACUGAGAUGGCGUACAUAAAGCAAGUCCUCAUUGCCGUGGGACUAUACGAAGACGGGUCGUCGUACUCGUCUCCAUCGAUGAUGAACAAUGCCCGGGUGGACUCAAUGGCAAGAAGGCCGAUCUGCGACUACGUCUUCGACGAGGUAGAGGAGACCUACAACACUGAAGAAGAUGCAGCUGAUCACAGGAUGCUGUUCGACCUGGCGAACGAAGCGCUUGAGAUCACCAUGAUGGGUAGCACGAAGACCGGGUCGUCGCUGUGGCGGUGGGUCGUCGACAGCACCGGCGUGUCGCCGGGGAGGAAGCUGCUCGUCGAUGUGUGGCAGCAGGUGCAGAGUGUGAGGAACCCUCCGGUGCAGCAGGAGACGCAGACAGUGGAGAGCAUGGUGGCACGAGAGGCCUGGACAUCGCCAUGGAUUGAGGUGUUGCAUGAGGAUUCCUAUGUUUUGGGGAGGAAGCUCGAACGUGCCAUCUUCGACCAGCUCAUUGCUGACAUUGUGCAGGAGCUCUUCAUCUCACAAAAUGCAGCUGAUUGA